AUGUACAAAUUAGCAGCUACCAAUGGAUACACUUGGAAUUACGUAAUUUGUACUGGUGAGCAAGAAUCGUUGGCAGGUGUUGGACAUGCUCAAGCAAUAGUAAUGAAACUAUUAGAUGGUCUUGAUGGAUGUUAUCGAACCGUCGUAGCUGACAAUUUCUUUACCAGUAUCUCUCUUGCAAAAUAUUUGUUGGAACAUUAUACGUAUCUCAUUGGAACAUUACGAAGCAAUCGUGUUGGAUCAGGAACUAAAGUUCUUGAAGACAAUCUUAGUCGUGGGGAAGUUUAUGGACUUCAGAGUCAAGAUGGAAUUAAAUUAAUCAGGUGGAAAGACAAAAACGAUGUCUUGAUGAUAUCUACAAGACUGUCACAUUCAGCAAGUGUAGUAGACAGUGGAAAAACAAUUUUUCAAAAUGAGCGAAUCAUGAAGUCCCAAGUUGUAUUAGAUUACAAUGAAGGAAGACAAGGUACUGAUUUA
Messenger RNA from Rotaria sp. Silwood1, 477 nucleotides. NCBI's taxonomy places the organism in Eukaryota, Metazoa, Rotifera, Eurotatoria, Philodinida, Philodinidae. The record is from the annotation of a GenBank genome assembly.